Strongylus vulgaris is the source of this 540-nucleotide messenger RNA. Lineage: Eukaryota; Metazoa; Nematoda; Chromadorea; Rhabditida; Strongylidae. The record is from the annotation of a GenBank genome assembly.
AUGAAAACCAUACGAAUGGGUGCGGAGGCAUUCAUCUAUUAUGACAGAAUCAUGCUCGCGAUUAACGAAAAGCAGGAUUAUGUGCUUAUGAAGUACAUUCCCAUAUUUUAUAUGCUCCUCCAUGCGGCAGUAGCUACUCACACUAGAGCAAAAUUGAAGUAUCCACAACUUGAACAGUCUGCGAGUCAGAGGCGGCGCGAAUCGGAGGAAACUUUGGCAACACUUCAAAGUGGACUUCUUGCGCGUCAUUCACCUUCAGCUCUCAUCUAUGAUGUGCUACCUCUAAUCGUACAAAUUGUUCAACCUCCUAUUAAAGCGAUAACUCUUUACCUUGCAACUGGCAAAUCUACCGAUGAAAAUGCCCCACCGACGACUAACACAACCCAUAUCAAAGAAUUGGUCGCUAAUGCAAAAGCUACAGCUGCGGCAGCUAAAACAUCACAAACUAGUACACCAUCACGCCCACUUUUCUAUAAAUACAACACGGGUUGCAGUACGGCUGUGAAGCGAACAAUUCGAAUGCAUCAGCUUCUGGGUUGA